UUAGAAUGAACGCACAGCCCCGCCUUUAAUUGGAGGUGCUGCAACCCCGCCUUCAGCAUGCUCAUGUGUCUCCUAAAGAAACGUGUGUUUUGACGCAGAAACCGAGCACAAGGGUCUGAGCUUCACACGGGACUAAAGAAGCAUUAAACCAAAAGUUAUGGGAAACUAAGCCUUCUUUUAUCCAGCGCGGUGCCUGUCAACUCUAUAUGUAACUCCAGCCACUUUUCCUGCGUUCAAACUACUCGAGUAAAAAGAGGGAGGAGCCGCUAAAAUCAACUUCAGCUCAUAUAUUAUCAUAAGAAACCAGCGCCCUGCUGCUACUACACAGCUGCUCCUCUUGAGACGAAGUUGACCGAUCCAGCAGAAUUAGCCAACUAUCAGCUGCACGAUGGGGGAUUUGAUCUCAACUCAUCUGGACGAAGCCAAACGGGAGGUUAUAACAGCACGGACAGGGGAGCUGAUGGGAGAGUUUGGUCGGCUAUAUGAGCAGCAGUAUGCAGUCGCUCUCUUUAACAAGAUGCGCUUUGACAUCGAGGGUGGAGGAGGACCUCAGAAUCAGCUCCUGCACAGUAAGGUGCCUCUUAAGAAUAAGUCCAUCUUCUCAGGUGCUUUGUUCCAGUAUCUAGAAGAGAACAAAAAAUGGAGGAAUCGUUUUCUAUUUAUUCCUGACUCCUACAACAUCAACUAUUACGAAAACAAACAGGCCCAUGACAGAGGGUUGCAUCCUAAAGGCACCAUUAACUGUGCUGGCUACAGGGUCCUGACCUCUAUGGAAGAAUAUCUUGAGCUCCUUAACAUGAGCCUACCAGGUGUAAAAGCUAAAGUUGGCAGUUCUCCAUUCCUGAAAUGUGCGACGCAGUUUCCCCUCAUUCUCUGGCAUCCUUAUGCUCGCCACUACUGUUUCUGCGUGGUGACAGAGAAGGAGCAGCAAAAGUGGAACGCUGUCUUUCAAGACUGUGUCAGGCACACCAACAAUGGACUGCCUGAGGACUGUAAAGUUCAGACCCCCGCGUUCACAGAUGCAGUGCGACUCUAUCGACAGGUCCAUGGUCACUAUGGAACCUGGGACAUGAUGUGUGGGAUGCCUCCACAGAUCCUUGCCAGUCUUGUCAUGGAGACCCUCCUCCCUGAGAUGAGAGACCUCAUUACCCCCAAACUGAAGGGCAAGAUGCAUGAGAGACAGAGGAAUUGGAUGCUGAUAUCAGAUGCAGUGUACGGUUUGGUUCAGAGCCAGACACAGGCGCAGUAUGAAGCAGUAGUGCAGAGCUGUGAAGCAGGUCGCCCCCCACUGGAAACCACCAUCCGCACUGACAUGGACCAGAUCAUAACUUCCAAAGAACACGUGACCAGCAAAAUAAGAGCACUUGUGCUGCCCAAGGCAGAGAAGCUUCUGAAGGUGAGUAUCCAGCCGUAUAUCGGCUCAAUCCUGGAAGCGCUGAUGGAGCCAACCAGCAGAGGCUUCUUUGAGGUGCGAGACUUGUUCUUCAGAGAGCUGGUAGACAUGAGCAAGAACCUCCUCAAUGACGGCAACAAGGAAAAACUUGGAGAGCACAUGGAGAAGAUCUCCAUGCUAGCCUUCCAUCCCGUGAAGAUGCAGAGCUGCUAUGAGAAGGUGGAGACUCUGAGUUUAGAGGGACUUCAGCAGCGCUUUGACGUUUCCAGUCCCUCCGUGUUUGCCCAAAGAGCCCAAAUCCUAAUGCGAGAGCAAAUGGAUGAUGCGGUGUACACAUUUGAGCAGCUCUUGCACCAAAGUUUGGAGGGCCAGGAACGGGAGGAUCUCUGUAAAACCAUCCAGCGCUGCCAGGAUCGUGUCAUCAAGAAAUUUGACUACGACAGCAGCACAGUUCGUAAGAAGUUUUUCAGAGAGGCUCUUCUGCAGAUUUUCAUCCCUUACAUGCUGAAACAGCUCUCCCCAUCAUGCUCUGCUGAACUCCCUCGUUUCCAGGAGCUCAUUUUUGAGGAUUUCUCUCGUUUCAUUCUGGUGGAAAACAUAUUUGAGGAGGUGGUGCUGCACACAGUAAUGAAAGAUAUAAUGAUGGCUGUGAAGGAAGCAGCCGUCCAGAGGAGACACAACCUAUACCGAGACAGCAUCGUUUUGACCAACAGCGACCCUAACCUUCACCUGCUGGGGGAGAAUCCUCCCAUCGACUGGGCUGAGGAAUAUGGAGGAGGCCUGGAGGAGGUGGAUGGAGAGCGCGCAGGAGAUCCGGAGGCUCAAAAACGGCGCAGGAUGAAGCAGGUGGUCUCCAUGAUCCAGAUAGAAGGCAAUGCCUCUGUGCUGCCCAAUGAAUCAUGCCUGGAAGUGCCGUCUGUAGACCAUAUUCCAGAAGAGGAGACGGAGGUACGUUCAGACGCCUCAUUAUCCCAAAAGUCAGAGAAGCAAGUGCCCAAUGGAACCAAAGAGGAUGUGAACAAAAAUGCGGUUGAUGAAAAACCACCAACAAACAGAAGUGUACUAAAAGAGGAAGAAAGCACAACAGAAAGGUCACUGCAGGGCACAGAGAGCAAGUCAGCCAUAGACUGUGCCAUACAGGAAAUCGAGAAAGCAGUACAGGAAGAGGAACAUGAAGUCAGGACACAGAAAACUGCAGAGUCGACAUCAAAAGAGGAAACUGCAGCCAAGGAGGUAAAACCCACCUCAAAUUGUGAAGAAGGGGCACGACUAAACCCAGCAGACACAAACAAAGAUGCAACUUCAAGCACAGAGAAGCCUUCGGAUUCACCGGUAAGGGAAGUGGAAGCAGUGACACCAUCAGACCAUCAGGAAAAUGACAUUACGGAGAGCACUCAAGACUCCCACAUGGAGAAUCCCAUCGCUCCAUCACAGCACGACGACAACGGAUUCCAGUCGCCCAUUAAUGAAGCAGCAGAGGAGGAGCAUCAAGCAGGAAAGGAGGAAUGCAAUGACUCUGAAACGGGAGAGGACACUGGGAAGGGAGAAAGUGCACAUAUGGAUCACCAGUGAAAUAUCUCAUGAGCUCUGUUCAUUUACUGUGUGUUUAUGCCUGUAAACAGUGAGUAAAUGCAUCACCCACUGCUCUAAAAUGACUUCUGACUGAGUGACGGGAGCUUUUUGGUGGCGUUUUUACCCAUGAAACACUUUUGUCUCACUAUUCUCUGACUGAAUAGACAUUGUUGUCUGUAUCUUUUUGCAUGCACACUGUCGUAUUUUUUUGCACUUACAAAAACAACGUCACUCAUAGUUGGAGCUGGGCUCGAAUAUGAACACAUCCUAGGUCAAAAUGUCUUCACCUUUCUGUUCACGAUAUUCACCUUUAUUAGAGAUCUCUGUUCCUAGCUUAGUGUCAUUUCAUUUGUGCGUGGUGCAGAAUAACAGACUACAGAAGAAUGAUGUCUUUGCAUUGGAAACCAGUCACAUUAUGCAUUAUCACAUUGUGAUGAUUGUAUGUGGUGCCUUAUUUAAAUUUGCAUGUCGUAUCUGAUGCAUAUUGCUCAUGAUACAGUACUGCCUUGCCAGAAUUCACACUAAAGACACUGAAUUUUUAACAUCAACUUUUUAAUAGAGGUUUGUUUUAUGCAUCAGUGAGGUGGUGAAUCAAAGCAUCUUUUUUGACAUCAGGACGUCCGUUGAGUUGCACAGGAGACAUUUAGCCAGUGAACUAAUACUUGCUGGAAUGCCAAACAAGCUGCAUCUAGUGAAAGCUUGUUUAAGACUGGAGUGUUGCUUGCAUUGCUGCAGCUGGUGGAGUAAGCAUUAUUUUCUUAAACACAGCCGUAAUUUGUUGUGAUUUUCAGAAUUGACUGCAUAGAUUUUUUGUUAACCAAGUCAAACAAGUGUAACUGACUGGAAGCCAUUUUCAUAUGGUGCUUUUCCCUGCUGUUUCAUAGUUCAAUCUAUGGAUUUUUUUUUUUUUGCAUUAUGAUAUCAGUAUCGUCUGGGUUGCACAUGCACGGUAUAGGUCCUAGUGGAAAUAAGUGUCACGUUAUGAUGCUUUGAUUUAAGUGCAGGUGGCUUUUGUAAAGGGGAAUCCAGCAGAUGAGAGCCAUUCAAUUGGUAUUCGUAUUGUUCAAAUUGAAAUUACAAGCAAAUUAUUUAUGUGUAAAAUGUUAUCAGUAGGUUCUGACUCAUGUAUAUGACCACAACCGCUUCCUAAUUUCUUCUAUGCUGACUUUUUAAAGUAGUUUUAUCUAUGAAAUGAUAAUGACUUCAACUUUUAAUUACCGUAAUUGGGUAUUUUUAUUUAUUAGUUACAGCACUUGGUACUAUACAUCAAUCUUUUUAAUUAUAUCCUGCCCAAAUCCUUUUGUGUGUUUAUUGUAUUAUGUUUUGGAACAAUAAAUCAAUAUCACUGAAAGACUG
Molecule: messenger RNA, 4321 nt
Organism: Onychostoma macrolepis
Lineage: Eukaryota; Metazoa; Chordata; Actinopteri; Cypriniformes; Cyprinidae
Gene: niban2b
Product: niban apoptosis regulator 2b
Exons: 14
Coding region: 389-2965 (858 amino acids)
Source: RefSeq, a predicted model, not a curated record